Messenger RNA from Callorhinchus milii (elephant shark), 1336 nucleotides. RefSeq lists its product as uncharacterized. The transcript is spliced from 4 exons. NCBI's taxonomy places the organism in Eukaryota, Metazoa, Chordata, Chondrichthyes, Chimaeriformes, Callorhinchidae. The record is from RefSeq and is a predicted model, not a curated record. Bases 102 to 809 code for a protein of 235 amino acids. Gene Ontology annotation, biological process: response to bacterium.
GGCUAUCCCAGUCAAUCUCCGGUGCGGCUGAUCCUCUCCUCAUUCAGUCCCCGACCCUGGAACGUGUCGCAGAGGGACACCCGGCCCGGUUACAGUGCUCCAUGAAGAACGCCAACGUGAGCCACACCGAUGUACACUGGUACCGACAACUCCCGGGACAGCAUAAGGAGUGGAUUUUAACACAUGAUACAAAUGGAAGGAAAACAGAUCACGAAGAUGUUAAUCAGCGUCUCCAGCCGUCCAGAGUCACCUCCAAUAACACCUACAUUCUGAUACUCAGACGAGUGACAGUCAGUGACGCUGCCGUCUAUCACUGCUGUGUGUGGGGAGAUGUCUGUGGGAACGGGACCCGACUCAAAGUAACCAGUGUGGCUGCUCCUCUCCUCAUUCAGUCCCCGACCCUGGAACGUGUCACAGAGGGACACCCGGCCCGGUUACAGUGCUCCAUGAAGAACGCAGACGUGAGCCACAGUGAUGUACACUGGUACCGACAACUCCCGGGACAGCAGAGGGAGUGGAUUUUAACACAUGAUACAAAUGGAAGGAAAACAGAUCACGAAGUUGUUAAUCAGCGUCUCCAGCCGUCCAGAGUCACCUCCAAUAACACCUACAUUCUGAUACUCAGACGAGUGACAGUCAGUGACGCUGCCGUCUAUCAAUGCUGUGUGGAGGGAGAUGUCUGUGGGAACGGGACCCGACUGAACAUAACCAGGAGCAGAGAACAGGUCUGGAUCAACAUGGGGACAGCUCUGGGAGUCCUGGCCUGUGUUGCAGCAGCUUUCCUCACCUACAAGAUGUGUAGUUUGUGAAGAAACAGUCCUGUACAUUUGCCUCCAUGUUUUACCUGAACUAAUCCACACUGAAGGCGACUUGUCAGACUUUGGGGAAAUGAAGAUGUGACAAAUGUAAGGAGUCUUUUUCCCAAGUUCCACACAGGACCUCCACACGUCAUCUGAUCAGAGGCAGUGACACGAGGCACAAAGUCAUGUUAUCAUCAGGGGAACGUGUCAAUUUAGAGGAGAUAUUUUACAGACGGGGUUAGAGUGUGGAAUGCCUCGCCCACAUGGCUCUUCAAACCAGAAUAGUGUUUACUGGGCAUUAGAUAAAGACAGGAGGAAUUAUAUGCAAGGAUUUGAGAAGGUGGAGGUCAAUGGGAUUGAAGAGCGGCAGUGGGGAGCGAGCACCAGCACAGACACGACGGGGAGAGAGCAGGGACUCGGAUGUGGUUGGACGCAGAGCAAGGGAGAGGGGAGGUGACCACAGGCUCAGUUGAUUAUGUGGAUCUUAAAGUGGAGACCUGUAGCUUAGUGGUUGGAACAUUCACCUCGCAAGUGAG